Molecule: messenger RNA, 1323 nt
Organism: Drosophila busckii
Lineage: Eukaryota; Metazoa; Arthropoda; Insecta; Diptera; Drosophilidae
Exons: 2
Coding region: 1-1323 (440 amino acids)
Source: RefSeq, a predicted model, not a curated record
AUGGAAGAGGAGGCUCUGGACCAGGGUGGUAACCUCCAACCGCGCAGGGGCAAUUACCCUCCACCCAACAGUGCCACGCCCAAGCGGGGCUCGCCCCCUAGGCACAGCACUCCACGGGAGGCAGGGGUUUUCACACCCCAAGUGGUUGGUGGUACAACUACCACACGGACGACGUUAGGGCCGGGCGGGAGUGCGAUGCAUAGCAACGCACGAGCUUCAGGUCAGCGGGCCAGCACCACUAGACCGAGAGCUGCGUCGAAGGGCUUAACUCUGCCGAGACCGGGGGAGCCAGGUGGCAUGGACGAUCCGCUGAGGCAAGGACUUAGCGGAGCCGGCAACAGAUGGUACCUAAGGUAUCUCGAGCGGGGCCUAAAGCCGGAGGAGGCCCGACGCAAAGCCGGAGAGCACAAAUGUAAAAAUGUGCAACCAGUGGCCAAGGCGGGGGGGGAGGAAACGGGUGGGCGCAAGCGUCAGCUGCACCAAACGUCGCCACAAGAAAACCCCAAGGCAGUCCCCAAAAAGCCCAAGGGUAGGGGCGAGAGUCAUGCAGAGGUCGGGCAAGCACCGUCCCAGAGCAUGAAGAGACCGCGGGUGUCUUACGCCAGUGCCACCAAAUCAGUAAAGGUGGGCAUCACGGCCACUGACUACCCAAGUAGACUGCUGGCCAAGGAAGAAUUGACCAGCGUAGAGACGAUGUUGAUCAGGGAGUUGAGGAAAGGGUGGAGUACCAGCCUCAAUUUCAACAACAUCAGAUUCAGGCCUGGUCUGAUAAUAGUUGAAUGCCGGGACGACAAUACCAGGGACUGGCUGCUUCAGGAACUAGAGGUAGUCUCAGCUCACUUACCGCGGUCAUCAGGCGAAGAGGAGCAAACGUCCGUGGACCUGUUGAAGAGGCAGAACUCUGACCUUCUCCCGGACACCUGGACGGUGCUCAAAUGCACCGACACAAGUGGGGGAAAGCUGGUGACCCUGGGUGUAGAGCAGCCUGCUCUACUGUUGCUCCAGCAAAACGGUAUGCUCUUGAGCUACCGUUUUGGCCAGCUCCCAUGUCGGCUGCACAAGAAAAAGGGCGCAGCAGCGACAGCGACACCCACAGCCGGGCCUAGCACCGAAGUGGCUGUCCCCGAUGCAGUCAACACGGCCGAGAGGGAGGCAUUAGCUGAACUCGAGGCUGAGGUUGACAGCGCAUCACUGGGAGGCCUAGACCUGGAAGGGCUACAGGUGGGAGAGUCGGAGGACGGCAAAUCCGAAGACGAGCAGACGCUCGUCCCAGACAGCCUGGACGACAGUCUAGAGCUGUCGGAGGAGGAGCCAGUCCUUUAA